AUGCGGGAGGCCAUGGUCAGUGCCAUGGGAGGAGCGGCUCCUCAAAUCUGCCCAGCUCCCCAGGAACAGCGGGGCCAGGACUGGCGAGACAGCAUGCGGAUCAGGGACUCGGACCUGAGCAGCCUUUCGGUGCCAGGGUCCCAGCGGGUGCUGACCUGGGAUGCAUGUGUCUACACGCUCACUCAGGGCCCAGGAAAGAAACGUGGGGUCCCCGACCUGCCCGGGACUCUCACCCCAGGUCCCAGCGGCUCAGCCUGGGAGGAAGCCUUUGGGGCUGGGGGCUGGGAGCAGCCUGCAGACCACCGGUCAUGUCACCAGGGUAUAUCUCCUCCUGAAGUGGGGCCCCAAAGUACAGAGCACAGCAGCAUGUAUGGCCCUGUCAGGAAAGCAGCCCCUUCCCCUGGCCAGACCCCCAGAGGGGCUUGGACACCCCAGAGCCAGUGGUGGGCACAAACAGAGGCUGCACCAAGACCUUUUGCCCCCUAUCUGAUGGCUACAGCCCCCCCUGAGGAUGCCAGGCGGCUCAGCGGGGACCCACCUCCUCCUUUCAGGGUCUCUCCCCUGGCAAAUGACCCCAGACAGCCCCAAGUGGCUGAGCCUUUGCCUCUUGGGCGGGUCAGGGGUCAGCAGCAGAGUGGGGUGGGUGAAGGCAGUGUGGGGGGUGCAACCCAGAGUGUUUCCCAUCCCAGCCUGGGCGCCUUCAGGCCCGGAAUCUUGGGGGCCCUUUCCCCCUCGGUGCAGCUGCCCCCCACCCAGCCCAGGUGCAGGAGGAGGGAGCUGGGGCAGUGGGCGCUGGGGCCCUGGGACCCCGGGGUCCGCAGUGGGGGCCCACCCUGGCCAGGGGCCAGCGGGCCUAUCAAGGACACACCCCAAGGCUCCACUGGCCCCGCCCCGUGUGGUGACCUGGGUCCCCGACAUGUCCAGGUGAGGGUGCUCGGCGGAGGGCAGAGGGUCACUGUGGCCCGGUCAGCACUCCCCGGACCCACGCUGGGCGCCAGGACCCGGGCAGGAGGCUGUGUGGGAGUGGGGGGCAGCGGGGACCCAGGCCCGUGUCUAGGGCUGUGUGGGACCCUGCUGAGCCCGAAACUCUGGGCAGUGGAGCACGGGGGACGCAGGCUCCCCCCUCCCCACAGCACGUCCUGCCAGCGGCUUCAGCCACCUCUACCAGAGAACCCCCAAUGGGCAGCCCCCCGGGACCUCCCCUCCGAAUUCCAUCAUCUCCCUCUUAGCGCAUCAGGAACCAAACUCCCAGGCCUGCUCCCCUCCACCCCGCUGCCCUGCAGCCUCGCCGACACCUUCCGGGGCCAGCCCACCACUCGGGCCGGAGCCCCCGGGCACGGGGUCCUGUCCCACCUGCCUCAGCCCCGACACCCACCCCUGCCCUGGCCUAGCCUGGGCCGAGCACCGCCACUGGAGCCUCCCAGAGCGUCCCCUGCCUGCCCUUCGCAGUCACCUCCCCAGCAGGGUUCGAGGAGCCCUGCCAAACGGGGUCCGUCCGUCCACCCCACGGACCACUGUCCCGCCAAGAAAGCAGCGAAGUACUGGGACACCCUGCGGCCUGGAGAACCCCGAAGAUGUCGCGUGUGUGAGGGCAGGCACGAGGGCCCGGGUUCCACCUGCCUGAGAGCAGGAGCACACAGGCGCAGGGAGGCGGGACUGGGGGCUCCGGGGGCAGGAAUGGGGGUCAACGCCCAACAGGGGCAGGGCCUCUGGCCAGGGGACAGGAAAGUCCUGCCGUUUGGUGACGUCCAGCACCCACAGAGAAAUGCGCCGCGGCAGGGCACCGAGCAGGGGCGCAGGCUGGAAGCAGCCCCGGGGGGCAGCAGUGUGUCGCCCCUGUCCCGGGGUCAGCGGGUCCCCUCCCGGCCACUCAGUCCCCGUCCACCCACCCUGCCCGCCAGCUUCUGUCCAUCGCCGCCAUCGCUGGUGUCCGGGCCUGAGGUUCGCCCGUGUGCUGUGAAGUCACCGCUCGUGGGUCCCCGGUCGUGCAGGGCCCCAACUCGUGGCCACUCCACGGCCACCCACUCCAUCCGGAGGCCGGGGGUGCCCGACUUGAGGCUGUCACGGGCAGCGCGUGGCACGUCCUCGGCCGCGUCUCUGGAAUUCUGUGGGAAUGUGCCCGGGAGCUGGGUGCUGGGCUGGAGCAAGCACUGGGUGCAGCCUCGGCGGGUGCUGACAGUUUUCCGAAGCACUCGUGCCCACGGCCACACCGCCACAGUGGACGGGCACCCGUGUGCCUCGUCCUCAGCCCCGGGCUCAGCUUGA
Molecule: messenger RNA, 2265 nt
Organism: Choloepus didactylus (southern two-toed sloth)
Lineage: Eukaryota; Metazoa; Chordata; Mammalia; Pilosa; Megalonychidae
Product: basic proline-rich protein-like
Exons: 4
Coding region: 1-2265 (754 amino acids)
Source: RefSeq, a predicted model, not a curated record